AUGUCUACUCACGAAAAGGAAAACCCCAUCGCCCAAGCGGCUUCAGAAUCCGCAGACUCAGAUACACCAGGCUUCCGCCCCAAAGGAUGGAUGUACAAGACCGUCCGUAUCGCUGGCGUUGACCUCUGGUACGCCUCGCCCAAGGUCCAACUCCUCAUGGUCUCCAUCGUCUGCUUCCUAUGUCCCGGCAUGUUUAACGCCCUGACUGGUCUCGGAGGUGGCGGCCAAGUCUCCAAUGAGGCUCAGGACCACGCCAACACGGCACUCUACAGCACCUUUGCUGUCAUUGGUUUCUUCGCUGGCACUUUCGCAAACAGGCUUGGACUUCGUCUGACUCUGUCCAUUGGAGGUCUGGGAUAUUGUGUAUAUGCUGCUUCGUUUUUGUGCUAUUCGCAUACUCAGAACAUGCCCUUUGUCGUCUUCGCUGGUGCUCUCUUGGGUCUUUGCGCCGGACUUUUGUGGGCUGCUCAGGGAUCUAUCAUGAUGUCUUAUCCUCCUGAGCAGAGCAAGGGACGAUACAUCUCUUGGUUCUGGGUCAUCUUCAACAUGGGUGCUGUCAUCGGUUCUCUUAUCCCCCUUGCUCAAAACAUCAACAAGAAAGCUGGCCCCGUCUCCGAUGGUACAUACGCCGCUUUCAUCGCUCUCAUGGCCAUCGGUGCCAUCCUCGCCCUCAUGAUCUGCGACGCCGACAAGAUCGUUCGCGAGGACAACACCAAGGUUAUCGUCAUGAAGAACCCUUCAUGGAGCACCGAGAUCAAGGGUCUCUGGGAAACCCUCUCCCACGCCCCCUGGGUCGUCCUCCUCUUCCCCAUGUUCUUCUCCUCAAACAUCUUCUAUACUUACCAAAACGUCAACAUGAACCUCGCUCAGUUCAACGUCCGCACUCGCGCUCUCAACAACUUGCUCUACUGGCUCGCUCAGAUCUUUGGCGCCCUUAUCGUUGGAUACGCUCUCGAUGCCUCUAGCGUCCGUCGCAGUGUCCGUGCAAAGAUCUCUCUGGUCGUCCUCUUUGUUCUGACCUUUGCUAUCUGGGGUGGUGGCUAUGCCUGGCAGAAGGAUCAGCGACCUCGUGAGAUCGCCAUGAACCCUGCCAACGAGGAUGACAAGAUUGACUGGGACGACGGUGCUCACAAGUUCCUUGCUCCCAUGUUUCUCUACUUCUUCUACGGCUUCUUCGAUGCUGCUUGGCAGACUUGCAUCUACUGGUAUAUGGGUGCUCUCUCCAACUCUGGCCGCAAGACAGCCAACUUUGCUGGUUUCUACAAGGGUAUCCAAUCCGCCGGUGCAGCCAUCUUCUGGCGUCUCGACGGCCUCGGCAAGCCAUUCGACACCAUCUUCGCCGCUACAUGGGCCUGCCUCGGUGCUUCGCUCGUCAUUGCCGCCCCCGUCAUCUUCAUGAAGAUCCAGGACUCCGUUUCGGUUGAAGAGGAUCUUAAGUUCAGCGACGAGAAGAUCGAGGACGUCAUUGUCGCACCUACAGAUAAGAAGAUCGCCCUCACAGAGGCGUAG
Messenger RNA from Fusarium proliferatum ET1, 1509 nucleotides. RefSeq lists its product as uncharacterized. Gene Ontology annotation, molecular function: transmembrane transporter activity. The transcript has 3 exons. The record is from RefSeq and is a predicted model, not a curated record. NCBI's taxonomy places the organism in Eukaryota, Fungi, Ascomycota, Sordariomycetes, Hypocreales, Nectriaceae. Bases 1 to 1509 code for a protein of 502 amino acids. Gene Ontology annotation, biological process: transmembrane transport.